GGAAUAAGCUGCUUAGUUGUUGUUAAUAAUCAACAAUAAUAAUAGGAUCAUCUGAUUUAUCAUACCCCACUCACUAUCUUAAUAUAUAUAUAUAUAUAUAUAUACUUAUAUACACUUAUGUAAGUAUGCAGCGACCGCCAACUGCAUCGCCCGCGUCAGGCAGAGCAAUAUUAAGAGGACGCCACGCCGUGGUGCGGUCGAGGAUUAGUAGCCCGGAAGUUCGUGGAUCAGCCAUGGAGCUCACUGUUGCGAAUCUUAAUGCGCUAGAUAAGAGGUUUGUUACUCCAAUAAAAGCGUCCGAAGGCCGUUUAGAGCUGUCAUCGCGUUCUGACGCGAGGAAAUACCGAAGUCUUCGAUGCAGUGAUGUUGAAGAAACGAAGAUGUACAAUACUAGGGGAAAGGAGAAAGUUAGAGCGUUCAUAGAUAGCCUCGAGAGCACAGCACCACUUCCGGAUCCAUGCCCCCCCGUGAUCAGCGCACGGGAGCUCCUAGAAAAAGAAAUCCGUCAUGCCCCGCCCGAGCGCCUGCGGCAGAUGCUUUUGCAAACUCACGAUGCCUAUCUCGACGCACUAAACGAAAUGGCUACGAUGGAUGAAACGAUGGCAAAAAUGCGUCAAAAACUCUCUAUGGUGCAAUACAAACUCAGCUGUAGUGAGGAAGAGGUCGAGUUGGUCAAGGUGUAUCUUACAGACGCCGAGAAGCACAAUGAUAACCUACUUAGGGAAAAGAAAAAGGCUCUUCAGAAGCUUGCGAUUGCGAUGUCGAAGCUUGAAUCCCGCACUUGCCGCAGCAGGUGGGCGUGGCAGGAAGUCAUGGAACUCCAAAAAAGUCUGUAA
Molecule: messenger RNA, 836 nt
Organism: Phytomonas sp. EM1
Lineage: Eukaryota; Euglenozoa; Kinetoplastea; Trypanosomatida; Trypanosomatidae
Source: the annotation of a GenBank genome assembly